GAAGCGUUCCCGGAAACGGCUGUGGAUCCGAAUGGCGAUUCCAAGACUUCCAAAUAAACCCGUAAUAUGAGCGACUGGAAACCAUAUCUUGACAUGAAGGAGCAGGUCAAGGCUGUUCAGCCUCUCCAAAACAUAACAAUGAAGUGACAUUGUGAAGAAGAAGAAGAAGAAGAUCUGUGACUGGAGCUGUGCAGACCUACAUUACCCAGCCACCUGAAAGUUAACCGCGGUCUGCCAUGUUUGUGACUGCAUAUCUUGCGUUUGUGGCCCUGGUGGUCCUGUGCGUGUGUCUGGAACUCGCAGCACGACGCAUCGCUUCUCCACAGUCCACUCAGACAACUGUCGCCAACCCGUCCUUCCUCUCGUUCCAGAAGCUCUUCUUAAAAACAUACCUGCUGGCUCUAUGGGCCGACUGGCUGCAGGGGCCCUACCUUUACAAGCUCUAUCAGCAUUACAGCUUCCUGGAGUCCCAAAUUGCCAUCUUAUAUGUCUGCGGUCUGGCCUCGUGUGUGCUGUUUGCCCCCGUGGCUGGCUGGUUGCCGCAGGUUCUGGGUCGAAGGCAGUUGUGCCUCCUUUUCUGUGUGUCCUACUCUGUGUGCUGCCUCACCAAAUUGUCUCGGGACUAUUUUGUGCUCAUUCUGGGUCGUGUCCUGGGUGGACUCUCCACUUCACUUCUCAGUACGGCCUUCGAGGCCUGGUACGUGCACUGCCAUGUUGACAUGCAUGAUUUUCCCAAAGAAUGGAUCCCUUUGACAUUUGGAAAAGCUGCAGACUGGAAUCACGGGCUGGCUGUGGGCGCUGGGCUUGUUGCAAACCUUUUAGCAGAAUGGUUGGAGCUGGGACCGGUAGCUCCCUUUCUGCUUGCCAUACCAAGCCUAGUGGCUUGUGGUUGGAUGGUAUUUUUCGAUUGGGGUAAUGAGGAAAAACUGGAACGAGGAGCUCAAAAAGACAGAAGCAGUGCUCAUCCUGGCCUACAAAGUGCUCCUCAGACUCGAUUUCGGCGGGCCUGUCUGGAAGGUGUGCGCUUUCUGUUCUCAGAACGUCGAGUAGUACUCUUGGGUGGUGUGCAGGCCCUUUUUGAGAGUGUACUUUACGUUUUCAUAUUUCUGUGGACACCCGUGUUGGAGCCACAGGGCCCACCUCUUGGCAUCGUCUUCUCUUGCCUUAUGGCAGCCAGCAUGGCAGGAUCAACACUGUUCCGGCUGGCCACAUCAGCCCGCUACCGGCUUCAGCCGGCCCACCUGCUGGGCUUGGCCACACUUCUUGCCUUCUUCUCCUUCUUUAUGCUGACAUUUUCCACGGCACCAGGCCAGCCAAAGCCUAGGGAAUCAUUCCUGGCCUUCCUGUUGCUGGAAUUGGCCUGUGGCUUCUACUUUCCCGCCGUAAGUUUCCUGCAAGGCCGCGUGAUCCCUGUGGAACGACGGGCUGCAGUCUUGGCCUGCUUUCGUCUGCCUCUCAACCUGCUGGCAUGCUUGGCCUUGCUGGCGCUACAUGGUGAGGUGUCAGGGGCUGGUGCAGGUGAGGCAGGUAGCGGCACCAGGCACAUGUUCGCCGGCUGUGCCGGAAUGAUGCUGGCAGCCUUGCUGGCCGCUGUGAGCCUCUUCACUUUGGGGAAGAAUGAUGCAGACCUGCGACUAGACGGGACCAAAGGAGAGGGUGAGAUUUAAUCAGGACGAUGAGAGGAUUUCCGGUUCAUCAAGUUUAGUAGUCAAGACACCAUGCUGUAUACAUGUUUAAACUAUAUUUACAACAAAACCUUUCAAAUAAAGUACUUUUGUCAAAUGGC
Messenger RNA from Clarias gariepinus (North African catfish), 1786 nucleotides. RefSeq names its product major facilitator superfamily domain containing 5 (gene slc61a1). Lineage: Eukaryota; Metazoa; Chordata; Actinopteri; Siluriformes; Clariidae. The record is from RefSeq and is a predicted model, not a curated record. Gene Ontology annotation, molecular function: molybdate ion transmembrane transporter activity. The transcript is spliced from 2 exons. Gene Ontology annotation, cellular component: membrane. The coding region runs from base 237 to 1667 and encodes 476 amino acids. Gene Ontology annotation, biological process: molybdate ion transport.